UGAUUUUCGUUUAAAAGUUAAAAUUAUAUCUUGUCGUACAAUGAGUAAGCUGUACAUUGGAAAUCUACCACCAGACGUCAGUGAAUCUACGCUGAGGAAGCUUUUCGUCGAAAACAAUCUUCCUUGCAGAGCGAUCAUGAUAAAACGAGGAGGUUAUGCCUUUGUGGACUGCAUGGACCAAUCGACUGCGGACAAAGCUAUCGACAAAUUCAACGGAUGUAACUUCUUCGGGACGCCUCUCCAAGUGGAACCGUCAGUCGUUGGUGCUGCUACUCCUGGAAAGAAACCCGGAAACACCAAUGAUUUUGUAGAAAUAACAAUUGAAGAUGAAGAUAAAUGACUUU
Molecule: messenger RNA, 344 nt
Organism: Macrosteles quadrilineatus (aster leafhopper)
Lineage: Eukaryota; Metazoa; Arthropoda; Insecta; Hemiptera; Cicadellidae
Product: insulin-like growth factor 2 mRNA-binding protein 3-A
Exons: 1
Coding region: 41-340 (99 amino acids)
Cellular component (GO): cytoplasm; nucleus; ribonucleoprotein complex
Molecular function (GO): mRNA binding
Source: RefSeq, a predicted model, not a curated record